Messenger RNA from Diospyros lotus (date-plum), 2318 nucleotides. RefSeq names its product iridoid oxidase-like. Lineage: Eukaryota; Viridiplantae; Streptophyta; Magnoliopsida; Ericales; Ebenaceae. The record is from RefSeq and is a predicted model, not a curated record. The transcript has 3 exons. Bases 487 to 2040 code for a protein of 517 amino acids. Gene Ontology annotation, molecular function: heme binding; monooxygenase activity; iron ion binding.
UUUAACCAGUCUUCUUCUUUGUCGACGCGGUGUCGCCAUCACCGAAAGCCGUAUACCGCCGACCGUCUAAGCCACCUAGCAAAAAGCCCUGGAAGACCACGACACGACACGACCUUGAGAUUUGCCGAGAUCCGCGUCUGCAAGCUAGCUAGCCAAUACCUCGAACCAAUCUGUAUCCAAAAGUUCUCCAAAAACCCUGGCCUAUAGCUACGCCACACCAAGAGGUCUGAGCAAGAACUAGCUAUUGGCGCUUUAGGAAAUCAAUUAGCAGAAGAAGAUCGGCCUAAUUUAAGCAUUAAGUCUGCUCGCUCACGAGUCUACUCAUCCAUCGAAGUUCGGCGACGUCGUCGGUGAUCGGGAAUUCAGCUCUUCUCCUCUUUGUUAUUUCCCAAGGCAACAGAUCCCUGACUGGGUGAAGCAUAGUUAUACACACAUCACAAACUUGAGGUGAAAUCAGAGAGAAUACAUCUCAACAGCUUGUAGAAAAUGAUGUGGGAUUGUACUUCACUUGCCUGGUUAGGUGCUUCGUUGAUAGCUGCUCUCGGGCUUGUGCUCCGGUGGGCAAAGGCAAGGAGUGGCUCCAACAAUCAGCGGCCACCGGGGCCACCAGGAUGGCCAAUCAUCGGCAACAUACUUGAUCUUGGAGAUGCACCACACCAGAACCUACACAAGCUCAGAUUCAAGUAUGGACCCGUUCUUUGGUUGCAGCUUGGAUCCGUGAACACCAUGGUUAUACAAUCAGCUAAGGCAGCCGAAGAACUUUUCAGGAACCAUGAUAUUAGUGUCUGCGGACGCAUGGUUCCCGAUUCACUAACAGCCUUGAGCUAUCAUCAGGGAUCCGUGGUAUUCGGUAAUUAUGGUGAAUACUGGCGCAGAAUCCGGCGCCUCUGUACCGCAGAAUUCCUGGUUAACAAACGGCUUAAAGAGACAGCCACUCUCCGGCAAAAAUGCAUUGACAACAUGAUCCACUGGAUUGAGGAGGAUGCAGAAAUGUCGCGCUCACAGGGGGGAUCAAGGGAGGUAGAGAUAUCCCACUUCCUGUUUCUCAUGGCUUUCAAUGUCUUGAGCAACCUCAUGCUGUCAAGAGAUCUCCUGGAACCGCAAUCCAUGGAAGGGCGUGAGUUCUUUGAUGCAAUGAACAAGAUCAUGGAUUGGGCUGGCAAACCUAAUCUCGCAGACUACCUGUCAUUUCUGAAAUGGCUCGACCCCCAGGGCAUAAAAAAGAAUAUGGAACGAGAUAUGGGACGAGCCAUGAAGAUUAUAUCUGAGUUUGUCAAUGAAAGGGUAAAACAAAAGCAGUCGGGCACAGAGAAGGCAACCAGAGAUUUCCUCGAUGUUCUACUGGAGCAUGAUGAAGGUGGAAAUGAAGGGUCAGAUAAGAUUUCAGAGACGAAUGUGAAUAUUAUCAUAGUGGAAAUGUACCUAGCGGGGUCAGAAACGACAAGUGGCGUGAUUGAAUGGGCUAUGGCAGAGCUACUACGACACCCUGAUUCAAUGAGAGAGGUUAAAGAAGAGCUUGAUCGAGUUCUUGGACCCAACAGGAAGGUUGAAGAGAAUGACAUGGAUCAGCUGCCGUACUUGCAGGCAGUAGUGAAGGAAACUUUCAGGCUACAUUCUCCAGCUCCGUUACUGGUACCGCGGAAAACAUUGGAAGAUUUGAACUAUAUGGGAUAUUUCAUACCCAAGAGCACACAAGUCAUUGUGAAUGCUUGGGCAAUUGGAAGAGAUCCAGAUCACUGGGAAGAUCCCUCGUCAUUCAGGCCAGAGAGGUUUCUUGGCAAAAACACUGAAUACAAGGGGCAGCAUUUUGACCUGAUUCCAUUUGGAUCAGGGAGACGAAUGUGUGUUGGCUUACCCUUGGCUCACCGAACAGUUCCACUUGCUCUUGCUGCCCUGCUACACUCUUUUGAAUGGGAGCUUGAUAGCUCGGUCACUCCAGAGACCAUGGAUAUGAGUGAAAGGAUAGGUAUAACUCUGCGGAAGCUAACACCCUUGAAAGCCAAACCCACAAGGAGAGGAGGUAUGGAGAAUGAUGGAUGACCAUCCAGGUACUUCUGUCUCAUUCGUGGUUGCAGUUCGUGUGUUGUUGCCCCUGGGAACACCCGGUAGCUUUGGCUGCAUUCCUCCAUGAAGAGAAUUUGAGUCCAAAGUCCCCAUAAAGUUUCACUAGAAACAACUCCUUAGGUGAUUAAGUGCCUAAUCCCUACUGUCUCUCAGUUUUAUUAUUCUUGUUUUUCUUCUUCCUGUCUGCAGCUAUAACUGAUAUGUGUGAUUUUCAUAUUUACCUUUUAAUUAUUUAAAAAUUACUCAGACCAAAA